CAGAGUGGAAACCUCCCAAAACCCUACCGCCCGCCCGCUCGCUCGCACGCACGCUUGCUCUACUCAAGCCCCCGCCGCGGCAAUGGCCGACGGCGAGCGGAGAUCAUGGCGCCUCCGAUCUGGCCCCUAUCUUGGCGAGAUCUCUGCCGUCUCGUUCCUCCCCCUACCCUCUUGCCUCUCCCCUCUUCCCCUCCUCCUCGCCGGAACUGGAUCACAGCUUCUGGUCUACGACGUGGAAUCUGGGAAUCUCCUCAACUCCUUCCAUGUUUUCGAAGGCGUCCGGGUUCACGGCAUCUCUUUGCGAUCCCCCGACUCGAAGGAGGAGUCUUUCUCUCCGGACGUUGCGUGUUUCUUCAUUGCCGUGUACGGGGAACGCACGGUGAAGCUGUUCCUCUUGCGCGUUGAUGCGGUAUCCAGCAGUCGGGUCGGGGAUGGAGUGGGCGUCGGGCUGAAGUUAGUCUGCCGGUUGCCGGCGUUCGACCACUGGGUCCUGGACGCGUGCUUCCUGAAGGAAGAUGGUAUUCUUGUGCUGGGUCUCAGCGAUAAUUCGGUUGCUUUGUGGGAUCUUAGUAUGUCUAAUGUCGUUUCCCGAGUGAAAUCCUCAGAGCGGUGCCUUUUGUACUCCAUGAGGAUGUGGGGAGACAGCAUGAAGACUCUCCGUGUGGCUUCGGGCACUAUUUUUAACGAGAUAAUUAUUUGGAAGUUAAUUCCACAUGCUCCUCUUCCUUUAUCUAAAUCUGCGAAGGAGUCUUAUAAUCACAGCUCAUUGGGCCACACAAAAACUUGGCUUCCUGAUCAACAAUACAUGGCUGUUCAUUCAAGCAGACUCACUGGACAUGAAGGUUCAAUCUUUCGUAUAACAUGGUCUGCUGAUGGAUCAAAAUUGAUGUCUGUUUCUGAUGAUCGCAGUGCUCGUGUCUGGAUAGUUAGUGAUCAAAGGCAGGAUUUUGGUGAUCUUGGUGAGAUUCCUGGUCAUUAUGUUGCAGCAAACGUCACAUUGUUUGGACACAAUGCUAGAAUCUGGGACUGCUAUAUCUCUGAUUCUAUAGUUAUUACAGUUGGUGAGGACUGUACGUGUCGUUUGUGGGGAAUGGAUGGUAACCAGUUAAUGAUGUUCAAGGAACACAUUGGAAGAGGAAUAUGGCGAUGUGAAUAUGACCCAAGCUCUUCCCUUCUUGUUACUGCUGGAUUUGAUUCUGCAAUCAAAGUACAUCAACUCCAUUUCUCUUCAUAUGGAGAGGCAGCAGAACAGAAUGUGGUGUCCAAUGAGUCAAAGGACGAGACAGAAAUCUUUCACAUUUGUGCUCCUAAAGUAUCAAAACAUAUUGAUCUGAUGGAUAGCAAAAGUGAAUAUGUCCGAUGCCUACAAUUCACUCAAGAAAAUUUACUCUAUGUUGCCACAAAUAAUGGCUUCCUGCAUUGUGCUGAGCUGUGUAGUCCUUCGGACAUAAGGUGGAGUGAACUUACGCAAGUAAGUGAAGGUGCGCCAAUCAUUUGUAUGGAUAUAACGGUCAUGAACUCUUUGGAGCAUUAUUUGGACAAGGAAGAUAUUGUUGCUGUUGGAGAUGGUAAAGGAAAUGUGACAGUAAUCAGACUAAUCAAUGAUGAUACCACCCCAAGAAUGGCAUUAUCUUUCACCUGGUCAGCAGAGAAAGAGAGACAGCUGCUAGGAGUUUAUUGGUGCAAGUCUUUAGGAUGUAGCCAUCUUUUCACAGCUGAUCCUAGAGGAACACUGAAGUUGUGGAAAAUACAGGAUGCAUUACCAUCUAAUGCUCAUGACAUUACUGCAGAUCCUAAAGUGUUUCUUAUUGCAGCAUACAUAUCAUGUUUUGGGGAACGAAUCAUGUGUAUCAAUGCAUCGGUUGAAGAGGAGAUUCUGAUAUGUGGUGACAAACGUGGUAAUCUUAGUGUCUUUCCCUUGUCGGAGAGCUUGAUGGCAUCCAAUUGCUGUGAGACAGUGGAGAUCCCUGUUAUUAAUCGUUUUAAAGGUGCCCAUGGGAUUUCUAGUGUCACAAGCAUUUAUAUUGAUACACCAAAUCUUGACCAUGUUAAAAUACGCACGACUGGAGGAGAUGGAUGCAUUUGUAAUUUUAAGUAUGACAAGAAUUUGCAAGAACUGGAGUUUAUUGGGAUGAAGCAAGUGAAGGAAUUAAGUACAAUUCAAUCUGUUGUCAUCAAAUCGAACUGUGAGGACCUAGCACUGGGGAGUUACACAAUAGGUUUUACAUCUGUAGAUUUUAUCAUGUGGGACUUAACAAACGAGACUAAGACAAUACAGAUUCCUUGUGGGGGGUGGCGCCGUCCAUAUUCUUAUCAUUUUGGUGCUGUACCUGAAUAUCAGAACUGUUUUGCUUAUCUGAAGGAUCACACUAUUCAUAUUCACAGACUAUGGUUGUCCUCUGUGGAGAGUAAGUUAUUUCCUCGGAUUCUGCACAUGCAAAGUCAUGGAAGAGAGAUGCAUUCGCUACGUUUCAUUUUUCCAGAGUUGCAGUCAAAUCCAAAGAGAAGCCAUUAUUUAUGGGUUGCAACAGGCUGUGAAGAUGGGACUGUGCGAUUGACAAGAUACACACCUUUUGACUUGGGAAGUUGGUGUGAAUCUAAGUUGCUUGGUGAACAUGUUGGUGGUUCAGCUGUGAGGUCUUUGUGUUUCAUACCAAAGAUUUAUACAUUCAGAUGUGAAACUUACAAUGGCUCUGGCAAAUGUACAUGCCAUCCUUCAAUACCUAGGAAAGAUGACCAGUUCUUACUUAUAUCUGUCGGUUCCAAGCAGGUCUUAACUUCUUGGCUUUUUCAAAAUGAGGCACCAGGCAGUGAAGUAGCAAAUUUAAAUGGGAUACUUGCAGAAUCUGUAUGUAUGCCCAUUCCUGUGAAACAAGAUUUUCCAUCAAUAUCUUUUCAGUGGCUCUCCACUCACCUGCCACGAAAGGUUUCUAGUGGCCAACGCAGGGUGGAAAAGCUGAUGGAAAUUUUUGAAAAAGAGAAGUCUUCCACUAUAGAAUCUACCGUAUUUUGUAGAUCACAUUCCGCAGAAAACAGGAAGGAGGUCAAAUCUGCCUUCAUUGAUCCAACUGAAAAUGACUGGAGAUACCUGGCUGUCACUGCUUUUCAUGUGAAACAUACAGAUAGCAGGUCAACAGUGUGUUUCGUAGUGGUAGCUUGUUCUGAUGCCACACUUAUGCUGCGGGCUCUUCUUUUGCCUUAUCGGUUGUGGUUUGAUGUUGCUUUAUUGGUUCCACAAACAUCCCCAGUUCUUGCACUACAACAUAUUGUUGUUGCUGGGUCUCCCCAUUCUGAAGAUGAUGCGCACAACAGAAAUGUGUAUAUUGUGAUCAGUGGAUCUACAGAUGGAAGCAUUACUUUCUGGGAUCUCACAGAAAUUGUCGAAUGUUUUAUGCAACUAGUUUUGGAGAUUCAACCACAAAUGCUUAUUGGUUGUCAAAGACGACCUCAAACAGGAAGAGGUAGCCAGGGUGGGCGAUGGUGGAGAUCAAUGACAACUCAAUAUUCAAAAAAGGGUGUGCAACAUGGUUUGAGUAGAAUUAAAGAUGGCAGUGAUGUUAAUGAACCAACCCCAGAUAAAACUGCAAGUAAGGGUUCAUCGGUGCAAGAAACUGAUGCUGCGAAGUGUCAAACAAGCUGUCGACAAACAAUGGGGAGCUGCCAUAUGCCAGAAAGAGUUUCCAAUAUGUUGGCUUCUGAAAUUCCUGAAGUACGACCCAUCCAUGUCUUAAAUUCUGUUCACCAAUCAGGUGUCAAUUGUCUACAUUUUUCAGAGAUGAAGGAUUGCUUUCAUUCAAGAUCUGAAGGUGCUUACUGUCUCUUGAGUGGUGGAGAUGAUCAGGCAGUGCACUGUGUUUGCUUUAAGUUGGAAGUACAUUUGACAGACCUGGCUCCAAAACCAGGUGAUCUUGCAAACCAGGGUGGUUCAAUUCAGCAGCCGUCGGGAUCCAACUUCACCCAGAAGUGUUCUCAUCUCAGUUUGAAUCAUGAAACCGAGCUUAAAAUACUAAAUCAAAAUAGAGUUGCAUCAGCUCACAGCUCAGCAGUGAAAGGUAUCUGGACAGAUGGUAUUUGGGCUUUCUCUACUGGUCUUGACCAACGGAUCAGGUGCUGGCAGAUUGACCAUUGCGGUAAACUAACUGAGCAUGCCCGUUUGAUUAUUAGUGUGCCAGAGCCAGAAACGAUGGAUGCAAUGGUCUGUGACAGCAAAAGAAACAGAUAUCAAAUUGUGGUAGGUGGAAGAGGCAUGCAAAUGGUGGAGUACUAUGCUUCUCAUGAGGAUGAAUAGAUCUUGGUGUCCCUGUACCAAUAGUUUUGCAGGCAUCUCAUGGACUGACAUCCUGAGAGAAACUGUCUUGUUAUUGACCUUGGGAGGCAAUAUUGAAGACCAUGGUCUUGAAAAUAGUUCUGAUUCAGUGCGACAAUUCUUAUGCUUCAUUUGUUCUCAAAGAGAACUUGUAGAUGCUGGUGAUAACUAUUCAGCAUAUUGUGAAAAUUUUUUGCAGCCAAUUCAACGCGGAUGCAGGUUUGAAGGUGGCCUUGUUUCCAUUUAUUGAAAAUCUAAGCGCUCAGGGUUGAGUUGGUCUUUGUAACCAAAUUGUAUCCCAACAUACCCGUAACAAUAUUUGUUAGGUAUAAUUACAGAAUUUUCAUGUAGCGUAUGCAAACAUAAACAACAAAAGAAAAUACGGUGCAUGCCUUAUUCUUUAUUGAAGGUAAUUUGAGCUUAAUAUAAAAAUUCAUCCUGCCAGUAUCCAAA
Elaeis guineensis (African oil palm) is the source of this 4759-nucleotide messenger RNA. RefSeq lists its product as uncharacterized. Lineage: Eukaryota; Viridiplantae; Streptophyta; Magnoliopsida; Arecales; Arecaceae. Gene Ontology annotation, molecular function: protein binding. Gene Ontology annotation, cellular component: cytoplasm. The record is from RefSeq and is a predicted model, not a curated record. Gene Ontology annotation, biological process: tRNA methylation.